This is a messenger RNA of Cyprinodon variegatus (sheepshead minnow), 4119 nucleotides long. RefSeq names its product B-cell CLL/lymphoma 6 (gene bcl6aa). Gene Ontology annotation, biological process: regulation of transcription by RNA polymerase II. Gene Ontology annotation, molecular function: RNA polymerase II cis-regulatory region sequence-specific DNA binding; protein binding; DNA-binding transcription factor activity, RNA polymerase II-specific. Gene Ontology annotation, cellular component: nucleus. The record is from RefSeq and is a predicted model, not a curated record. Lineage: Eukaryota; Metazoa; Chordata; Actinopteri; Cyprinodontiformes; Cyprinodontidae. Bases 1615 to 3705 code for a protein of 696 amino acids. The transcript is spliced from 9 exons.
AUUUUUGUUUGUAUGUCUGCUUGGGUGUUUAUGUUGAAGCCGGCCCGGGCUGCGAAUGUCAGAGAGUGAAGAGUCGAAACUCCGGAGACGGAGAGGAGAAGGAGGCUCCUGCUGCUGCUGACAGCCGGAGCGCCGCCUCCCUCUCUCUGCGUCUCUGACAGCCCGGCUGCCUCCGCGCGGAGCCGGCCGGAGGAGCGCAGUUUCGAACGGUUAACGACUGUAACAGUCGGUCCUGCUGUGUAGCGGAGUAAUAACGCUCCGGUUGCACCGAGUGAGAGAUUGAGGAGGUGGAGGGGGGGUAUGGGAGCGCUGAGUUCGGCUCGCAGCCCACGGUGCCUCGGAGUGUCAGUGAUUAAAUGCCCACUUUGUUCCGUUCAAGUGUCAAAACACGAGAGGGACGACAAGCAAGCGCGCGCGCGUUGUCACGCCAACCCUACAGACAGCGUGGCAACCGCACAUUCGCCUUAUAUUUAUAAUAUAUAUAUUUUUUAUUUUUUUUAGUCAGCAGCAGCCGCGGUAAUUUGCUCUAAUGGAGCGCAAAGAGCUGCCCAGAACAAACCCCUCCAGUUACCGUAAUAACACAGCAGCGGAAAUGUUACUGUUGAGGGGUGUGCGUGUUUUUUCCGCGGUAGAAGCUACAAGUUGUCUCUUUAUUUUUUUUUUUUCCACUGUGACAGCGCGCUGUUUGACAAGUUUAAGGUGUCACACAGAACGCUUUACACGCAGAGACCCUCAGUUUCGUUUACUGGCUCUGUACUUUUGCUGGAUAAAACGAGAAUCAUGGCGAAAGUAAAAAAAAAAAAAAAAAGUUUGCUGACUAAAAUGUGCACUAUUUAAAUUUUACCGACAGCCUAAUUGUGCGUGUUCACAGACUAGUUAAAGUGUUCUUAUUUUAUCCAUUGGUCAGUGCGAGCUGCGCUGCUUCUAUUUUCGUACGGCUCCAGUUACUCGCUUCAUUUCUGACACCUGCCUUAAUGACACCGCUGUGCUUCAAAGUUAGUUUAGUUUCUACUAGUUUUCACUUUGAUGAAGACAUUGACCCUGAAAUACCCUAAAAGCACUUUGAGCGAACUUCACACCAUCAACAAACUGAUGCUGUUUCACACUUGCCACCUGCAGCGCCUCAUUUCAUCCUCGUCAUGGUGUUGACAUCUCGCGGUUUAAAUCGAAAUAUGUAUAUUUUGUGUGUGUUUGUGUGUCCAGAGGCUUAAAAAAGGAUUCAAAUUGAUCAUAUAGUUUGAAAACUGAAAACUUUCGCUGCGUUUUGUCUUAAGUAGUGAUCGCUUGGUUCGGUUUUUAUUUAGUUAGGCUUAAGUUCUACAUUUCAAAAAAAAAAAAAUGUCAAUUUUCGUUUUAGUAAAUGUACUUUGUAAUUUUGCGAUUUAUCUUGUGAUUUGAUCUAUUUUGAAGUGUACUGUGAAGUUUUCAGUGUUUCCCGGGAGAAAGUGAGCAGGAGAGAAAUGAUUCAAAGAUCAGAAAUUAAAAUGUGUGAUUGUUGUUUUAAUAAAUGGCGCCGCCUUCUGGUGACAGCGUAUUAUUUUUUUUAUGGGAUGUUGAAUAACGAAUAGAGCUCACUUACCCUGGAUCAGAUCCCUAGAGUCUGAACUUGAAAAAAUGGCUUGUGCAGCAGACAGCUGCAUACAGUUUACGCGUCAUGCCAGUGAUGUCCUCCUCAAUCUGAACCGGCUGCGCAGCAGGGACAUCCUCACAGAUGUUACCAUCCUGGUCAACAGGCAGCAGUUUCGUGCACAUAAGACUGUUCUCAUGGCUUGCAGUGGGCUGUUUUACACUAUCUUCACUGACUCCCACAAGUGCAAUCUUAAUGCCAUCAGUCUGGACCCGAAGGUGGACCCAGAGGGUUUUGCCAUCUUGCUGGAGUUCAUGUACACUUCCCGACUCACACUAAAGGAAAGUCUCAUCAUGUCAAUCAUGAAUACAGCCAUCUAUUUGCAGAUGGACCACGUCGUGGACACUUGCCACAGAUUUAUCAAAUCCAGCGAUCCGUCUGCCAAGCUGCCCAGAGAUGAGUUUUUGGUCAGUCCAUUGGUUUUGCCGCAGGACGUCCAUGCGUACCGCCCACACGAUGUUGUUGACAGUUUGCACAGCCGCCUGGGUCCGUUCAGGGACGGAAGGCCCUAUGCCACAAACAUGUUCAGCAGCGUCAGCAGCCCCAGUAACUACCACCUCUAUGGGCAGUUUCCCAUGCCGGGAUUCCCGUUCCCGCUCUGCAAGCUGACUGAUACCAAAAAUGCUUUUGCUGACCUUUCAAAGAGUGGGAUUCACCACAAACACUGUCCUCCACACGACGGCACCAACGGCCUCAGGGCGGACUACGCCAGGGCGCUCAGCACCAGCUCCUCUGGUAUUAUUCACUCUACUACCUUCGCUUCCAGGGAGAUGGGGAGAGACGACGAGAUGAGGAAGGAGGGCCACGAGAGCCAGCCCAUCGGGUUCAGCUCAAGGAAACGUGCGUUCCCCGUGCUAAACCUUGAGCACCAGAAAGACUUGAGCAAAGAGCACGCUUCUCAGGCGGAGGACGACCUCAUCCAUCAGCACUAUCCUUUGGGAAUCUCCUCCACUGGACGCAAGAGCCUCAUGAGCAGCCCCCAAAGCCCCCUAAAAUCAGACUGUCAGCCCAACUCACCAACAGAGUCCAGCAGUAGCAAGAAUGCCAGCCUAUCCCACAUUGGUGGAGGGCAAGGAGCGCAGGGUACGCCGGACCCCAAGGCUCGCAACUGGAAGAAGUACAAGUUCAUUGUGCUGAACCAGAGCGCGAAAGAGGACGAGGCGGGGCUUCGCUCUCCUCAGCGCCUAGGCAUGCAGUCCUAUAUUCACCCAGGUGACUCUGAGAGCCUUGAUGCUCAAACCACCAGUAAGAGCAGCGAUCACAGCGAGGACCUACCUGUUCCACAGGCCAGCCGUCUCAACAACAUCAUCAACAGUGCGCUCGAGGGCUCAUUAAGGAACGGUGACAGCCACGCUUCCCACUACCUGAACCGCCUCAGCUGCUCCACCUGCGGUUCCCAGUCCCCCCAGCACUCCAGCGUCUGUCCCAACAACCCCAGGUCCCGCCUGUCCGAAGAAAUGGCCGAGCUUCACUCUGAGUAUUCCGACUCCAGCUGUGAAAACGGUACGUUCUUCUGUAACGAGUGUGACUCCAAGUUUGCCGACGACGAAUCUCUGAAGCAGCACAUGCUUCAAGUCCACAGCGACAAGCCAUACAAGUGUGACCGCUGUCAGGCAGCUUUCCGAUACAAGGGCAACCUAGCCAGUCACAAGACCGUCCACACAGGAGAGAAGCCGUACCGCUGUAAUAUCUGUGGUGCUCAGUUUAACAGACCAGCUAACCUCAAAACUCACACCCGCAUCCACUCAGGAGAGAAGCCAUACAAAUGUGAGACGUGCGGAGCUCGUUUUGUACAGGUCGCUCAUCUUCGUGCCCACGUACUGAUCCACACCGGGGAGAAGCCAUACCCGUGCGAGAUCUGCGGAACGCGCUUCCGUCACCUGCAGACUCUGAAGAGCCACCUGCGCAUCCACACGGGAGAGAAGCCCUACCAUUGUGAAAAAUGCAACUUGCACUUCCGCCACAAGAGCCAGCUGCGACUGCAUCUGCGACAGAAGCACGGCGCCAUCACGAACACCAAGAUCCAGUACCGCAUGUCCACUGCGGAAAUGCCAACCGACCUGACUAAGGCAUGCUAAGCUAAGCUACGCUCAAAGAGCAAAACCGUCACCUUGGAUCCUGGAAUUUAAUGACCACCCCCCCUCUUUUUUCAAACGUGUACAAUCAUCCAAAAUUGUAGUGCCACACUGUGUUCUUCAGACAAUUAAAUUGGCUGUUUGCCAUUCUAAACGGGUUUCCACUACAUGUGAUCAUAGAGCCACUUGUGGCAUCUUAGUCACUUUAUGGUCAUAUAUAGAUCUAAAUAUAUAUAUAUGUAUGUAUGUUGGGAGUGUUUUUAAGCUUUGAAGGUACGUAUAUAAAGCUUUAUUUUGUUGAGAAGGACAAAAUGUAAAAAAAACAAUUUGUUUUUUCUGAAAAUACAGUAUUUUAUAUCAGAGGACUUACUUUUCUGAAAGUAUUGACAAUUUUGACAGGUGGUACAUAUAUUUUAA